This is a messenger RNA of Triticum dicoccoides, 976 nucleotides long. Its product is annotated as proline-rich receptor-like protein kinase PERK10. The record is from RefSeq and is a predicted model, not a curated record. Lineage: Eukaryota; Viridiplantae; Streptophyta; Magnoliopsida; Poales; Poaceae. The transcript has 2 exons. Bases 142 to 780 code for a protein of 212 amino acids.
GCGACGCCUUAUCUUCCUCCCCCUCGUUCCCCACCGCUGAAAUCUUAUCCUCUCGACCUCUCGCCCCGUUUCUUCCUCUUUUCCCCCUCCCUCUCACUUUCCUCUUCUUCAUUCGCCAGGCAACUGUGUCGAGGGGAGACGAUGCACGGCAGGGUGUCUUGCUACGAGAAGCUUCCGUCGUCCGGGCGCGCUCCGAUGCUGCCGGAGGAGGCGUUGUCGUGCUCGCCUGCGCGCGCAAGCUGCGGUUUUUUUGCAAGGCAGGGGCUCGCUGCUGCUAGCCCGCACGAGCUGGCUCCAAGGGCCAGGCGCUACAACUUGAGGAGCUCGAAGCCGACUACCUGUUGUGGCUCUCCGGAGUUACUCAUGCGACGCGGGAAGGAAGUCGCCAUGGAACAACCCCGCCGCCUUGGAGCUCGCCCCGCCUUCGGCCCACCACCUCUCCGUCGGCCUCGUGCUCCUCCGCCUCGAUCCGUCCGCCCCGCCGCUGGAUCCACGUCGGAGCAGCCGUAUCCGCCGCCCAGACCACCAACCAAGAGUCGCAUCUUGCCUGUCCUGCGGCCGGGAGGAGGACGACCGAGGGGAGCGCCCAUUCAUUCGCCGCCUUGGAGCUCGCCCUCCCUUCAGGCCGCCACCUCUUCGUCGGCCUCGAUCCAUCCGCCCCGCCGCCCAGACCACCAACCAAGCGGCGCCUCUUGCCUGUCCUGUGGUCGCAGGUCAAAUAAUAAAAACUGCAGGGUCCUUUAUGUUAAAAUGAAUCGUUUUUUCGGAUUAGCCACUUAAAAAUAGGACCGCGGGUUGAAUUCUCAGAAACAGAUGGACUUUUAUGCAAAAUCACUAGCGACGACGACGGACGACAGAAACCCAACUUUCUUUAUUAUUAUUAGGUAAAGAAUUGACGAGAUCAAGAAAUCGCUUAGUAGAAAUAUGGACCCUAUGAUUGGAGAAAAAUCAAUGACGCACAAGUUGUCUGACAAAA